ACGCUUUAACCCAGAGAAGCCCUGCACAUGACUAUUUUCCGGAUGGAGGUUUCAGAUCUCAGAGCUCGGGCUACGAGGCUUGUAUUUCUAUGAUAGUUUGCGCGGAAAAGAUCGCAGACGGUGUGAGAUAAGUACAUGUCAAACUCGGGACUGGCUGACAAAGGCUGGGCCAGCCUGAGAUAUGAUCAACGCAGACGCCGCAGAAUCUGCCGGCGACCUUAUUACAAGCUCUUGACUUGCGUUGAUCCACUGGCAACUCCGUUUUGUCGUUUCAAGUGCCAAAUGGGUCAUACAGACCUACCUGUCAUCACAACUGGGGAUUCUGAAAAGCCCCUCAGCUUAGAGGAGUGCCCAUCUGACUAUUUUCCGGAUGGAGGCUUCAGAGCUUGGGCUACUGCGUUUGGAGGCUUUCUUGUGCAAUUUUGCACGUACGGAUAUACAAUCUCGUUCGGCGUUUAUCAAGAUUUCUAUGCUCAGACUUAUAUAACGAAUCAGUCUCCCUCAACAAUUGCCUGGAUCGGCAGCGUGAAUGCCUUUCUUUUCGAAAUUUGUGGCUUGAUAAGUGGGCAGCUUUAUGAUCGAGGAUACUGCCGUCAAUUGGUUAUAGGCGCAUCUCUCCUUCAAGUAAUUUCGCUUUUCAUGCUUUCACUCGCCAAACCUGAUCAGUACUACCAAGUAUUCCUUGCGCAGGGCAUUGGGUCAGGGUGCGCUGCCGGGUUGCUUUAUAUCCCCACCAUGGCUGUUGUUUCGCAGUAUUUUCGCAAACGACGCGAAUUAGUGAUGACCUUCGUUGCUUCAGGAGCUUGCCUAGGCGCUGUGGUGCACCCAAUCAUGUUAAACAACACCCUGAAUGGUCGCAUUGGAUUUGCGAAUGGAGUUAGAGCUAGCGCUGCACUCAUCAGCGGUUUGCUGUUCAUAGCAUGCUUCCUCAUCAAGCCGAGGUUCCCCCCAUCUAAGGCAUCAACAACAUUUCUUGCAACCGCAAAGAAAUGUGCUCAAGACCCCGCCUAUAUAUUUGGAACUGCGGGAUUAACCAUUUUUGCUAUUGGAUUCUACUAUCCCUUAUUCUACCUCCAGCUCGACUCGGCUACGCAUGGACUCAGCAAAACUUUCUCCUUUUAUUCACUUGUAAUCAUGAACACGUCAAGUUUCGUAGGACAGCUAACAAGUGGCUUGCUCGUUGAAUACUUUGGCGUCCCAGGAGUCAUGACGGUCUCAACGUUUGCCGGCACUCCUAGUGUGGUGGUAAUUGGUGUUCUUUAUGGGUAUAGCGCUGGAAUUUUUCAAGCGCUAUGGGCACCAGUUUUGACUGUCUUAUCGCCAGACCCAUCUGAUCUAGGCGCCCGCAUGGGCAUUUCCUACGCCUUCAUGGGGCUGAUAGGCCCGCCGAUAUCAGGGGCAUUGUUAACAGGUGAUUACAUCUGGUGGCGCGGCGCAGUUUUUAAUGGGAUCAUGGGUGCGAUUGGGUGCUCAUGCGGGGGGAUCAUGUUUCUCAGUAGCGAGGUCGAAUAACAAGUUAUAUCACCUCCCAGUAAGUACUAUACUGUUAACAAACAUCACAUAAUAUUAUAAUGUCGCGUUUUCUCAUCGCCAA
Messenger RNA from Suillus subaureus, 1594 nucleotides. RefSeq names its product MFS general substrate transporter. Gene Ontology annotation, cellular component: fungal-type vacuole membrane. The coding region runs from base 136 to 1512 and encodes 458 amino acids. The record is from RefSeq and is a predicted model, not a curated record. Gene Ontology annotation, molecular function: transmembrane transporter activity. The transcript is spliced from 16 exons. NCBI's taxonomy places the organism in Eukaryota, Fungi, Basidiomycota, Agaricomycetes, Boletales, Suillaceae. Gene Ontology annotation, biological process: transmembrane transport.